CGGAGCGAUCGACAGUUAUAGAUACGCAAGUUAAACUUUCCCCGCUCUAUUAUUAGUUAAUUGAGCCAGGGUUUCGUUCGAGAUUCUCCCAGAAGCUAGCUGGCAUGCAGGAAGUAUGGUUUCAGUUUGUAUAACCUUAUAUAUCUCUCCAAUUCACAUGGGCAGCAGAGAUCAUAUGAUAAGGGUUGAAUAAACUAUUGAAAGACAUAAAGAAAGUAUAUUUCACAUAAACAUUUGAUCGAAAUAGAAAGACGGUAUAUAUUUAGAAAAGCCAAAUAUCUCAGUUAAUUAAAGAGGCGAAAUUUGCAAGGCUGUGGGAAUUCGACAGACCAUACAAAGAAAUAAUGGAAAACCUAUUUAACACUUCAACAACAACCGCAAUAACAUCCACUGCGUUCCGUUCCGACCGUCGUACGACAAUCGACGAAGAUGCCCUUCAUUUAAGCGUGACGAUCGUGCUCAGCGUGUUCAUAUUCGUAUCCGUGAUCGGCAACAGUCUUGUGUGUUUUGUUUUCUACAAGCAAAUGGGCCUACGCAGAGUCGUCUACUAUCCUAUCAUAUCAUUGGCCGUCGCCGACCUGCUGUGCGGGGCGUUGGCCAUGCCCGCGUAUAUCGCGAAAAAGCACGUGCGCGGUGGAUGGUGGGAAGGUCUCACCUGCGAUGUAUUCCGUUUUACGUAUUUCUUCACGGAGUACGCUUCGGUGUUGAGUCUGAUGGCGAUCAGCCUCGAGCGUUUCAUUGCAGUCAGCAAACCUGUUACACACAGGAUGUGGUUAUCAAAGAAGAAGAUGAUUGCUUUCCUAACGAUAUCAUGGCUCGACGCCGCAGUUGUAGCGGCCCUACCUUUCUUUUGGCAAAAAGGCACCGAAGACGAACCGUGCGUUUACGACCCGACCCGAGAGUGGAGCUUAAUGGUGAUUACGACAAACGUGUUCGCGCCCUUUCUCGUAAUGUUAUUCUGUCACGUGUAUACAGUAAGUUACGCGUUGAGAUUUUCUCGGAAUAGAAAGUCAGAACUCUUAGAGAAAGGGAACAACCCCACGAGCUCGCAAUACGAAUGGCAGCCGGCGGUCGAGAUGAAGGAUAAAAACACCCAAAAAAGGGAACGCGAUAUAACACGUACUUUGGGACUGGUGGUCGGGGCCUUCGUGAUUUGUUGGGGCCCUUCAACCUUUUACUAUUUUCUCCGAAUGGUCUGUCCGCAUUGCUUCCAGCCAUCAUUCAAGAACAUCAAACCGAUAUUCAACGCGGUCGUGAAACUCAUGACGUUCCUAAAUUCGUGCGUGAAUCCGCUGAUCUAUUACUGGCUCAAUCGCUUGCUCAGGAACGCGUUCUACGAAUCGCUGUUGGGAAAGGAGAGGAUGAGAAAACGAAACGCUGAGCGCGUGAGCGCGAUGCUGCGUGAGAACUCACCCGUUAACAGUUCCUCACAUAAAAAUAGAAGUAGCUGGAACACGAAAAAAAGACUUCUUGACACAAACGACUCCGACGAGAGGACUUCCAAGACUCAAACACUCGUUUGAUAGGCAAAUAUUUUCUUAUUACGAAAUUCACGGCAGUUUGAAAUCAUUUCAAAACAUUAAAUGCUCAAUAAGAGCAAUAGUUUGUUCGCAAAAAAUAUUCCCGCCUUUUUUGUUGAUUUUAAAAAAAUGCACGAAUCAAUAAUCAUACGGUUAUCCUUACUGUAAUUUAAUUGUCACAAACUAAACGAUAGCGAUGAUGAGCAGUUAGAAAAUAAACAAGACUGUCAGAAGUAAAAUUACUUACUUUUGUUCCCUUGUAAAGCAGAAAUAAGCUUAGUUGAAUAAACCAAGAAUCCAAGAUGGCGCCUAAUAACAAAUCAUGACCUCAUAUGUAAACAAAGUAUAGUUUAUGAAACU
Messenger RNA from Dendronephthya gigantea, 1880 nucleotides. RefSeq names its product dopamine receptor 2-like. NCBI's taxonomy places the organism in Eukaryota, Metazoa, Cnidaria, Anthozoa, Malacalcyonacea, Nephtheidae. Gene Ontology annotation, biological process: chemical synaptic transmission; G protein-coupled receptor signaling pathway, coupled to cyclic nucleotide second messenger. Gene Ontology annotation, cellular component: dendrite; membrane. The record is from RefSeq and is a predicted model, not a curated record. Gene Ontology annotation, molecular function: G protein-coupled serotonin receptor activity; neurotransmitter receptor activity. The coding region runs from base 345 to 1523 and encodes 392 amino acids. The transcript has 3 exons.